Hydractinia symbiolongicarpus is the source of this 579-nucleotide messenger RNA. RefSeq lists its product as uncharacterized. The transcript has 2 exons. The coding region runs from base 146 to 520 and encodes 124 amino acids. NCBI's taxonomy places the organism in Eukaryota, Metazoa, Cnidaria, Hydrozoa, Anthoathecata, Hydractiniidae. The record is from RefSeq and is a predicted model, not a curated record.
AGCACCAAAACAAUCGACUGUAUAAUAUGGAUGAUGGUACAAAUUGCCACACACAUAGACAAGAAAAUGAAAGCCUUCUGCAUACAGAAUGUGAGCUGUGCAUUUUAACGUCAGUGUUAUAGGGAAAGAUGGUUACUAUUUGCAAAUGAAAGAACUAAAUAUUGCAAGUGUUUAUAUUUUUGUCAGCUUAAUAAUCUGUUGGAAAGCAAAAGGCCACAAUGUCAUCGUUAACGUCACGUCGACCAGUAAAGAAUACUGGGUACCGCGUGUGACCGCGACCAUACAGUUGCCACAAUCAGAGACUAUUCAUAACAUCCUUGGUCAACUUUGCUUUAUAUUUCACCGCUCAUAUGAAAUGUCUCGAUACAAAGAAAACUAUCCAUGUGAAACACAAGCUAACAACCUUCUUCUAUACGAGAAGAAAAGAAGAUUAUACACAACAACGAAAGAUGGGAAACCGAUUCGGUUACGUCGAUUCGGAAUAAAAAACGGAACAGAGUUGAUGUUGUAUUACUUGUGAAGCUGAACAUUCGAAUUUGUGUGUGAACGUUAGCUUAUUCAUAGUAAUUUUCGCGUGUU